UUUUGUAGCUAUCAGAAGCCAGGACUCUGGAACACUGUUGGCUGCCUGUGGAUCUUCUAUACUUACACUGUUACUUUCAGAUCUGCCACUGUUAGAUACUUCCUGCCACCCAUCCUAGUAGUAUAGUACCUUUUGAAAAGGAGUCACAGCUGUUGCCAGCCACUGUCUGCCAGGAGUCCCUCGCCUGACUCCUGUGGUUGCCUUUUCCAUCAUGCCAAAGAAUAAAGGCAAAGGAGGCAAAAACAGGCGCAGAGGGAGAAAUGAAAACGAAUCUGAGAAGAGAGAGUUGGUGUUUAAAGAACAUGGGCAGGAGUAUGCUCAGGUGACCAAAAUGCUGGGAUGCGGACGGUUGGAAGCAAUGUGUUUUGAUGGUGUAAGGAGGCUGUGCCANAUAAGAGGGAAGUUGAGAAAAAAGGUUUGGAUAAAUACCUCAGACAUUAUAUUGAUUGGUCUACGAGACUAUCAAGAUAGCAAAGCUGAUGUAAUCUUAAANUACAAUCCAGAUGAAGCAAGAAGUCUGAAGGCCUAUGGAGAACUUCCAGAAAAUGCCAAAAUCAAUGAAACGUAUACAUUUGGUCCUGGAGAUGAUGAUGAAAUCCUGUUUGAUGAUAUUGGAGAUGAUGAUGAAGACAUUGAUGAUAUAUAACCUAAUNUAAGCAAGUUAUAUUCCAAGUUCUCUGAAGCUAGCUCUNCACAAUUGGCAUCUUGAUCUUCAGCUGUUAAGUAAANCUUCAUUUGGCAAGAGUGUGNCUUNUU
Molecule: messenger RNA, 756 nt
Organism: Mus pahari (shrew mouse)
Lineage: Eukaryota; Metazoa; Chordata; Mammalia; Rodentia; Muridae
Product: eukaryotic translation initiation factor 1A-like
Exons: 1
Coding region: 212-646 (144 amino acids)
Biological process (GO): translational initiation
Cellular component (GO): cytoplasm
Molecular function (GO): RNA binding; translation initiation factor activity
Source: RefSeq, a predicted model, not a curated record